GCAGCCACCUCUCUCACCUUAUCAUCAUGUGAAAGGUGAAAUCCGAUCCUCCUCCUCCUCCCGACAGCGACCUCCCUCCUCCUCCUCCUCCUCCCCGGCCUUUCCUUUACUUCUCCCAAACGCUCGAGCCAAUCGCAGCAUCGCACGCCACCCUCUCCAUCCUCCUCCUCCUCCACCUCCAGUGCUGUUCACAGGUCGUAGAUCUCGGGCUCACUGUGCAAGUCCCCAUUGAUUGAUUUCGAGCUAUUAGACUGCGCGAGUAAUCCACAGAUUGACCGCUCGAUCGAUUGAGAGAGUGAAGAGAUUGGUUGGUAGUUGGUACUUGCCUACUAGGUGGGGGAGAGCGAGGGAAAGCAGGGAGAUUGAUGCGUGCAUGGCGAUGCGGGCGCGGGUGAUGGGGCUGGGCGGCGGCCGGCGGGAGCUGCUGGUCUCCGCCGCCUUCACGGCGCUCCUCGUCGCCUCCAUCCUCCUCCUCCCGUCGCUCCUCCUCACGGGCGCUGGCGCGGGCCCCAAGAGCUGGCCUUUCCUCUCAUCGCUGGCCGCCUCCGACGGCGCCGCCGGCGAGGCGCCGCGGUACCCGGUCUCGUUCGCGUACCUCAUCUCGGCGUCCUCGGGGGACGCCGGCCGCGCGGCGCGGCUGCUGGCGGCGCUGUACCACCCGGCCAACAGCUACCUGCUGCACCUGGACCGGGAGGCCCCCGCGGAGGAGCACCGCCGGCUGGCGGAGCUCGUGUCCGGGCGGGGCGUGUACGCGACCGCGGGCAACGUGUGGAUCGUCGGCAGGCCCAAUCUCGUCACCUACCGGGGCCCCACCAUGCUCACCACCACGCUGCACGCCGUCGCGCUGCUGCUCCGCCUCCGCCGCCGCUGGGACUGGUUCGUCAACCUCAGCGCAUCCGACUACCCGCUCGUCACCCAGGACGACAUGAUGGAGGCGUUCGCCGGGCUGCCAAGGGACCUCAACUUCAUCCAGCACACCAGCCACCUCGGCUGGAAGAUAAAGAAGCGGGCGCGGCCGGUGAUCCUGGACACGGCGCUGUACGAGGACGGGCGGGCGGAGCUCCUCCGGCCGGAGAACAUUUCCACCAACCUCCGGAGAUUCCCCACGGCCUUCAAGCUCUACACAGGGUCGGCGUGGACGAUGCUGUCGCGGCCGUUCGCGGAGUACGUGACCAUGGGUUGGGACAACCUCCCCCGGACCCUCCUCCUCUACCACGCCAACAUCAUCUCCUCGCCGGAGUUCUACUUCCAGACGGUGGCCUGCAACUCGCGGCGGUUCCGCAACGCGACCGUGAACCACGACCUGCACUUCAUCCGGUGGGACAACCCGCCGAAGCAGCACCCGCUUUACCUCACUGCCAGGGACUACCGCCGGAUGCUACUCAGCGGCGUCCCCUUCGCGCGCAAGUUCAGGGAAGGCGACCCGGUGCUGGACCGGAUCGACCGGGACAUCCUCCGGCGGCGGGACCCCGGCCAGUUCGCCUACGGCGGGUGGUGCUCCGAGGGGGGCGCGGCGCUCUGCGGCAACCCGCAGGAGCCUGGCAGGGAGGGCGCUGUCAAGGCCGGCGCCGGGUCCCGGCGGCUCAAGGCGCUGCUCCGCAAGGCGCUGUCUCCAAAGAAUUUCAGGAAGCAGCAGUGUAGAUGAGAUCACUACACAAUUCUAUUUUUGCGGUCUCUAAUUCUGAUCAAACAUGUCAUGUAUAGCAAAAGGAACGACAUGAAUUCGAGGAGGCAAUUUUGGUUCAGAAGAGAGAAGACUCCUGAAACUCUGAAGUAGAGAGAGAUAGUGCAGCCUUUACAGAAUGCUAGUUUCAGGAAUGCUACCAGUUAUGGGCUGAUUAUUAGCAAUGAAAAGGUCAUUAGUUUGACAGAGCUAACAUUCAGCUUGUGUACUUCACUCUCGUAUCAGCAAACAAACUUUACAACUCUGUGUACAGGGUAGAACUGCCUGAUGAAGUACUUGGUGCCCGUCUCUCUGCACAAACAUGCAAUGUUUCAGCCUUUUGCCGUA
Setaria italica (foxtail millet) is the source of this 2011-nucleotide messenger RNA. RefSeq names its product beta-glucuronosyltransferase GlcAT14A. Gene Ontology annotation, cellular component: membrane. The transcript has 4 exons. The coding region runs from base 374 to 1645 and encodes 423 amino acids. Gene Ontology annotation, molecular function: glucuronosyltransferase activity. The record is from RefSeq and is a predicted model, not a curated record. NCBI's taxonomy places the organism in Eukaryota, Viridiplantae, Streptophyta, Magnoliopsida, Poales, Poaceae.